Molecule: messenger RNA, 1020 nt
Organism: Selaginella moellendorffii
Lineage: Eukaryota; Viridiplantae; Streptophyta; Lycopodiopsida; Selaginellales; Selaginellaceae
Product: 3-hydroxyacyl-[acyl-carrier-protein] dehydratase FabZ
Exons: 4
Coding region: 157-873 (238 amino acids)
Biological process (GO): fatty acid biosynthetic process
Molecular function (GO): hydro-lyase activity
Source: RefSeq, a predicted model, not a curated record
AGGAAAGCAUCUGGGCCGUUGGAUUGUUUGCCUUCAAAUUAAAAGGAAAAUAGGAAAAUGGUUUUUUAUCGGACGGUGGACGGCUUCUCCGAUGUGAAGCCCAUCCCGACCGUCGGAUUUGUUUCUUAAACCUCUCUUUGUUUCAAGCUUUUGGCUAUGGCGUCCCCAUCGUCGCUGUGCGCCGAUCUCCGUGGCGCUCGAGCGGCGCCCGCAUUGCCGUCGCAAAUUUCUUCCUCCUCCUCCUCGGCCGUGGCGUUUCCUCUGCGCGCGCGGAUCGGUGGAUCGCUGAGCGUUUCUUCGUCGUCGAUCGGACGCAGGGAUCUUGGGAUUGGCAAAUGUAGCAGCGCAGGAGAGGCGGCGAAUGUGGACGUCGAGCAAGUGCCGAUCGAGAAGAGGUUUGAAGAAUUUCCUUCUGUGCUAGACAUCAACAAGAUCCGGGACAUUCUUCCUCACAGAUAUCCAUUUUUGCUAGUAGACAGAGUGAUCGAGUAUCAACCCGGUGUCACGGCAGUAGGGAUUAAAAACGUGACGAUCAAUGACAAUUUCUUCCCCGGCCACUUUCCGGAGAGACCGAUCAUGCCUGGAGUUCUCAUGGUUGAGGCAAUGGCUCAAGUUGGUGGGCUCGUGAUGCUCAAGCCCGAAGCUGGCGGCUCCAAGGAGAUUUUUUUCUUUGCGGGCGUGGACAAGGUCCGGUUCCGCAAGCCAGUGAUCGCCGGUGACACUCUGGUGAUGAGGAUGAACCUCGUCAAGUUCCAGAAGCGAUUUGGCAUCGUCAAGAUGGAAGGCAAGGCGUACGUUGGCAAGAAUGUGGUUUGCGAGGGGGAAUUCACCUUGGCAAUGGCAUCAUCAGACGAUGAAGCAACCAGCAACUGAGCUUUGGGCUUUUUUUGAGCUCAUAAUCAAGUUUUACACGAUAUUAUUCUCGUUUGAUAAAGAUGGUCAAGCUAUUGUCUGUUAGCUCCAUCAAUCUUAUGCUCGGUCUCAUGCUUUUAGUGUUCAAACCUUAAAAAAUUUAAAACA